Molecule: messenger RNA, 579 nt
Organism: Zonotrichia albicollis (white-throated sparrow)
Lineage: Eukaryota; Metazoa; Chordata; Aves; Passeriformes; Passerellidae
Source: RefSeq, a predicted model, not a curated record
ACAGCCCCGAGGUGACCCCGGUGUCCCCGUGUCCCCCAGGAUGAAGGAGUGGUGGCUGCAGGUGGGGCUGCUGGGCGUGCCCCUCCUGGCCGUGUACCUGCACCUCCCUGCACCCCAGCUGUCCCCAGCGCUGCGCUCCUGGAAAUCCUCCGGCAGCUUCUUCACCUACAAGGACCUGAACAUCUUCUACAGAGAUUCCAGCGGCGCCGUCGGCAGCUCGGACGUCGUGGUGCUCCUGCACGGCUUCCCAACGUCCAGCUACGACUGGAGCAAGAUCUGGGAGGGGCUGACCCAGCGCUUCCACCGGGUGAUUGCCCUGGAUUUCCUCGGAUUUGGGUUCAGUGACAAGCCUAGACCCCAUGGCUACUCCAUCUUCGAGCAGGCCACCAUCGUGGAGGGGCUGCUGCGGCACCUGGGGCUGCGGCACCAGCGCAUCAACCUCGUGGCGCACGACUACGGCGACACCGUGGCCCAGGAGCUGCUCCACAGGUAUGAGCACAACAGAACUGGGAGCAUCCUGAUCAACAGCCUCUGUUUGUCCAACGGAGGGAUUUUUCCCGAAACAAACUACCCCCGCUU